Gossypium raimondii (Peruvian cotton) is the source of this 1075-nucleotide messenger RNA. RefSeq names its product transcription factor MYB123. NCBI's taxonomy places the organism in Eukaryota, Viridiplantae, Streptophyta, Magnoliopsida, Malvales, Malvaceae. The transcript has 3 exons. The coding region runs from base 74 to 949 and encodes 291 amino acids. The record is from RefSeq and is a predicted model, not a curated record.
GCUAUAAAAGGGGAAAGGUCCUCUUCCAUUAUAAUGGUUUUAAGGUAGAGGGAGAGAGAGACAAAAGAGCGAUAUGGGGAGGAGUCCAUCUUGCCCCAAGGAAGGACUCAACAAAGGAGCUUGGACUGCAUUGGAGGAUAAAUUACUUGCAUCAUAUAUUAAAGCUCAUGGGGAAGGCAAAUGGAGCGACCUCUCCAGGAGAGCUGGUUUGAAAAGAUGUGGCAAAAGUUGCAGACUUAGAUGGCUGAAUUAUCUUAGACCAGAUAUCAAAAGAGGCAACAUCUCCCGUGAUGAAGAAGAACUCAUUAUCAGACUCCAUAAUCUUCUUGGAAACAGGUGGUCGUUAAUAGCUGGAAGGUUACCGGGGCGAACAGAUAAUGAAAUCAAGAACUACUGGAACACUGUUUUGAGAAAGAGAGCCAAAGGUCAAGCAUCCAUUGGAACUCCUCCAAGCAAAUCUACACAUAAAAUGCUAUCAACCGAGUCUGGAGUCUGUGAACCCUUGCGUUCACCCCAGGCUACGAAAGCAAAAAUCAAAGUGAUUCUAACUAAAGCCACUAGGUCCAGCAGCAAGGUCAGGAUCCCAACACAGCUACCUGCAGCUCAACAUACUGAUAAGCUUCGAGAUGGUCAGCUUAACUCAACAAAUAAUAAUCAAGAAAUGAGUGGAGAUAUUGCAACGGUGGAAGCUCACAGUGGAACCCAAGUGCUUGAUUCGUUGUACAGUGAUGGUGGCGGCUCAGAUUUGUUAAAUGAGCAGCUAAAGGAAAGGGAUGUUGAAUUUGAGGAGAACCCUAUGCAACCCUUAGCCUUUGAUGAGGCAAUGUUUAAGAAUUGGACCGUAAAUCAUUGUCUUAAUGGCAAUGACGCCAUGGAUUUUGAUUCCUUGGCCUUUUUGCUCGAGACGGAUGAAUAUAGCUUUUGCAGGAAUAUCAAUUUCCAAACAUAGGGUGGAAAUUAAUCAAUAUUGGUUGUAUCUAUUCUUAGAGAAAAUACUGCUACUUUGCUUGUUGAAAGCUGCAUAUAAUAAACUCAUCAACGAGUAUGGUUAAUCCUGACCUUGAUGUUUUUAGAA